CAUGUAGAUGAAUGGAGUUCCUCAUGGAGCGAGCCAAGCAGAGGGAGCGCAAUGGUGGGGAAGCAGAUGUGUGCCCGUCACGGGGCAGACAGGAGUGGGGGCCACACCUGACCCUGGAGCCCACAGGAGGAGCCAGCUGCUAUGACACUAGUGCACAUCACCUGCGGGUGACAGGGACCUGGGCCCUGCCCCCCAGCACCCUCUAUGCCCAGCCCAAAUGGAGCAAAGCCCAGCGCUGCCCAGACCGUGGCACAGGCACCCCAGCACAGGGCAGGCGGGGAGUGGGGCCUGUUCCAGAGCCUGCCAGGCCAUGCUGGAGGGCAGCAUGGGGACCCAAGCUGCACUCAGCAUUGACUCCAAGACCCCGAGAUGGGACCACCACAGUGGUGACGCAGGUCCCAACCCUUAAGCCCCGUGGCCCCUACCAUGCCCGGCUGGCAGCUCCUGGCUGGCUCCUUCCUCUGGAAGAGGCAGGAGAAGGUGUCCAACCAGAGACAAGGGGUGUGGCUUCUGAAGACCAAUCAGAAGAUGGUGGUGGCAGCCCUGAGGGCCACCUACUACUCAUCGAUGAAAAGGGGGUACCAUACACGGUGCCACGGCAGGAGCUAGAGGUGGGGCCAGGGGCAGGGCCAGCACAGCUCACAUCUCCACGACGAACACACUUGUGCCCCGUGUGCCUCCGUGCUUUCCUGUACCUGUCGGACCUGGAGCGACACAGCAUCACCCACUCAGAGCUCAAGCCCCAUGUGUGCCGGGCCUGUGGCAAAGCCUUCAAGCGCACCUCGCACCUGGAGCGCCACAAGCACAUCCACACUGGGCAGCGCCCCUUCCGCUGCAGUGUGUGUCAGAAGGGCUUCCGUGAAUCAGGCGAGCUUCUGCGGCACCAACGUGUGCACACAGGCGAGCGUCCCUUCCAGUGCCCACUGUGCCGCCUGCGCUUCACCGAACGCAAUACCUUGCGACGCCAUGCCAAGCGCAAGCAUGCUCAUGAUGCCUGCUGUCCAGAUGCCUGGGAUCAUGGGGCUCCGGGGCUGCCUGGUGCUGAUGGCAAGAGCCAAACAGGCUGGGGGGAACCAGGUGCAGGGCUGGAAACACCCUAGUGGCACUGGGACCCCCUGUACCAGGGUCCCUGGGAGCAUAGUGAGUGGUCGAACCUAAAGAGGCCCCAGCUUGGAGCCACCCCUAGCCCCUGGGAUAGGGCUACAGUGGGGUGCCAAGAAGACCCCAAGGGACAUGGGGGAGAUCUAGUUGGGGGAGCCCCUAUUCUAGCUUCCUCCAAGGCAGGACUCAGUGGCAUGGGUGCAACAGGUGCCCACCCCUAGCAGGUGGCUGUGUCUGUUGGUGGGAGGGUGGUGCUGGUGUCCCACACAUGGUAGAGGAGCACACGUGUGGCCAUGGUAAGGGGUUGUCUGUCAUUCUGGGCCCAGAUGUGUGCUCGGUGAUGAGGUGGAUGCAAUAAAGGU
Messenger RNA from Alligator sinensis (Chinese alligator), 1463 nucleotides. RefSeq names its product zinc finger protein 524. Gene Ontology annotation, cellular component: nucleus. The transcript has a single exon. The record is from RefSeq and is a predicted model, not a curated record. NCBI's taxonomy places the organism in Eukaryota, Metazoa, Chordata, Crocodylia, Alligatoridae. The coding region runs from base 12 to 1100 and encodes 362 amino acids.